AUGGGUUGGGUCAACCUGAAAAAAUCAGGUCAAACAGGUUCAGUUGCUAAAAACGUUUUAGAAAUGACUCACAAUAACCACCUAAUAGUUUCACUUCUUUUGUUCCUCCCAUUGUUUGCACACAUCUCUCACUCUCAACCCCUCCCAGAUAUAUGUCAUCCCCACGACAAAAAUGUUCUCCUCCGCAUCAAAAAAGACUUGGGCAACCCAGCCUCGCUCUCGUCGUGGCACCCUAACACAGACUGCGUCAAAUGGGAAGGAAUUCGAUGCAACAAUCAAGGCCAUGUUAUCAUGGUCCGAAUCAAAAAAGCUCAAGAUAUCCACGGCAUACCGGCUUUCUUAGAUCAACUUCCAUUCCUCAAUCAACUCUACUUUUAUGAACUUCCCAAUUUUUGCACCUCGAUACCACCUUACAUUGGUAAGCUCAACAACCUCAUUAAACUUACGAUCUCUCGAACCAAUGUAACUGGCCCGAUUCCUGAAUUUUUAGGCCAGCUUACAAAGUUGGAACAACUCUACCUUUCGUCUAACAAGUUUACUGGGUCGAUCCCUAAUUUUAUAAGACGGCUCAAAAACUUGAUUUAUCUUGACCUCUCCGACAAUUUACUUACUGGUCCGGUUCCUGUGGCUUUGGCGGAACUAACCAAUCUACAAUCGCUUAAACUUGAUUCAAAUAAGUUAUGUGGCCAAAUCCCCGAUUUUAUAGGCCAAAAACUCAAGAAUCUACAAGUGCUACAAGUCGGUUUUAACUCUUUGUCGGGGACAAUCCCAACAUCUUUGGGCUUAUUGCCCGAACUAUAUAGUAUCAUGCUUACUAGAAAUCAAUUAAGUGGGUCGAUCCCAAAAUGGUUGGGACGAGGUCAUUUAUAUUUUGUUUAUCUUGGACAAAAUAAAUUGACAGGGAAUGCGUCAUUUUUGUUUGAGAAGGCGAACACGAACAUCCUGAUUUUGGAAGUUGAGGAGAAUCGUCUAAAGUUUGAUUUCUCACAUGUGGAUUUGGCCAGAAAUUUAGUAACGAUGAAUAUAAGCCAUAAUAGGAUAUAUGGGUCUCUUCCUAUGCGAUUCGGCCUAUUGCGGCCUGACAAUAUUGAUGUGAGUUAUAAUCAACUUUGUGGUCCGAUUCCAAAUGGUCGACGUUUCAAAAGGGUUGAUCCGAUCAUAUUUUCUCAUAAUAAGUGUCUCUGCGGUGGCCCAUUUCCUGGUUGCAAGUAACCAUACAUGAAUGCUUGUAAAAUGGCUUCAU
Molecule: messenger RNA, 1243 nt
Organism: Beta vulgaris subsp. vulgaris (sugar beet)
Lineage: Eukaryota; Viridiplantae; Streptophyta; Magnoliopsida; Caryophyllales; Amaranthaceae
Product: polygalacturonase inhibitor-like
Exons: 2
Coding region: 1-1212 (403 amino acids)
Molecular function (GO): protein binding
Source: RefSeq, a predicted model, not a curated record